Molecule: messenger RNA, 1426 nt
Organism: Varanus komodoensis (Komodo dragon)
Lineage: Eukaryota; Metazoa; Chordata; Lepidosauria; Squamata; Varanidae
Gene: ELAVL2
Product: ELAV like RNA binding protein 2
Exons: 9
Coding region: 260-1426 (388 amino acids)
Cellular component (GO): ribonucleoprotein complex
Molecular function (GO): RNA binding
Source: RefSeq, a predicted model, not a curated record
CAAGUGCUGAUCUAUCUUUCCUACUUCCCCUUAAAUGGUACACACCCAGGCAUCUCCCGUUCUGAAAAUUCAUAAGAUUUCUUUUAUGUAAAGGUUGUGGCAAACCAUUAUGAGCUUACGAUGCAAAACAUCUUACAUGCUCCAGUUGCAAGGCUGAGCAGGAUAUUUGAGGCUGACUUGCUUUUUCUGUAUGUACCAUUCACCUCCAGUCUUGAGUCUGCAAACGUAAUCACUUAAAAGACGGCAACUCCAAACUAACAUGGCAGUCAGACUGUGUGAUGUGGCUUCUCUGCUUAGAAGUGGUUCGUGGGCAGCAGAGCCUUGGACUGGGCAGGUAAUUGCUGCCAUGGAAACACAACUGUCUAAUGGGCCAACUUGCAAUAACACAGCCAAUGGUCCUACUACCAUAAACAACAACUGCUCAUCACCAGUUGAUUCUGGGAACACAGAGGACAGCAAAACCAAUUUAAUAGUCAACUAUCUUCCUCAGAAUAUGACACAAGAAGAACUCAAAAGUCUGUUUGGGAGCAUUGGUGAGAUAGAAUCCUGCAAACUUGUAAGAGACAAAAUUACAGGACAGAGUUUAGGAUAUGGAUUUGUGAACUACAUUGACCCGAAGGAUGCUGAAAAGGCAAUCAAUACUCUGAACGGAUUGAGACUCCAAACCAAAACUAUAAAAGUUUCCUAUGCGCGACCAAGUUCAGCUUCUAUUAGAGAUGCAAAUCUGUAUGUCAGUGGCCUCCCAAAAACUAUGACUCAGAAAGAACUGGAGCAGCUGUUCUCCCAGUAUGGACGUAUUAUUACUUCCCGUAUUCUAGUUGACCAAGUCACUGGAGUUUCGAGGGGUGUGGGCUUCAUCCGAUUUGACAAGAGGAUUGAGGCAGAAGAAGCCAUCAAAGGCUUGAAUGGGCAGAAACCUCCAGGUGCCACAGAGCCAAUCACUGUAAAGUUUGCCAACAAUCCAAGCCAAAAAACAAAUCAGGCCAUCCUCUCCCAGCUGUACCAAUCUCCAAACAGAAGGUAUCCUGGACCUCUAGCUCAGCAGGCUCAACGUUUUAGGUUGGACAAUCUGCUCAAUAUGGCUUAUGGAGUAAAGAGGUUUUCUCCAAUGACCAUUGAUGGAAUGACCAGUUUGGCUGGGAUCAACAUCCCAGGACACGCGGGAACGGGAUGGUGCAUUUUUGUGUACAAUUUAGCUCCCGAUGCAGAUGAAAGCAUCCUGUGGCAAAUGUUCGGACCCUUCGGAGCAGUCACCAACGUGAAGGUUAUCCGUGACUUCAACACGAACAAGUGCAAAGGUUUUGGAUUUGUGACUAUGACAAACUAUGAUGAGGCAGCCAUGGCAAUAGCCAGCCUGAAUGGAUACCGCCUUGGAGACAGAGUUUUGCAGGUCUCAUUUAAAACAAACAAAACGCACAAAGCCUAA